UUAAAAGGCUAAAUGAGCACUAAAAACAGUUUAAAGAAGAAAACAACAAUAACUCCUGAGGAUGAACAUAAAAUCCAAGAAAAAGAAAUACUUAAAAAACCAGGAAAUGACAAUUCUCUUAACAGAGCUCUUGAAGAAGAACAAAUUGGUGAAGGAGACUCAGCAAAAGACUACCAAUACGAAUUCAUUAUGCAUGUCUGAAAGCCUUAUAAGAAGAUCGUUUACUUCCUCAUCAAGAACGGAUAUGUCAAAGAAAGGACUCCGUUUUGCAGACAUGGCAUCAGGUCCUGCCACCUGAAUUCUCUGGAAGGAUUCUGCACAAACUUUUUCUACGGAUUCAUGACAAAGGCAGUGAUAAAUAUUCUUCUGGGGUUAAUAAAUCCCCGAAAGAAGCUCGUGAAUAACAUCGUCGACUUGUUCUCAGCCGACUGCAUGAGCUUCUGCACGUUCUUGGGCGCCUUCAGCGGCAUCUUUAAGUUCAUGAUGUGCACUCUGAGGAGACUCAGAGGAAAAGAUGAUGAACUGAACUCCAUAAUUUCUGGAGCUUUGGCUGCAAUUUCACUUCUUUUCGACAACUCGAAGUCCAGGAAGAAGUUCAUUCUGCUGUACUUGUUCUGCAGGUCGCUAGAAAUGUUGGUGAACGUUCUGGACAAAAAGAAGUGGCUCAAGAAGAUCAAGUACUUCGAGUGCUACAUGUUCGGACCUGUUCUCAGUUACCUGUUCUACGCAUACAUGUACGAGACGGAGUGUUUCCCGAAGGGCAUCGACAAGGCAUUUUUAUCGACCAGCAAGCCUACCAAUAGAGAAUACUCAAUGUUCGAAGAUAUCUACCAAAGACAAGGAAAAAUCUAUUUUCCAGGCGCCACCAGGAAAGUUAAGGUUUAGAUUUUGUAUUUUCUAGAUUUUAGGUAGUAUGUGCUUAAAUUACGUUGGUUU
Moneuplotes crassus is the source of this 936-nucleotide messenger RNA. The record is from the annotation of a GenBank genome assembly. Lineage: Eukaryota; Ciliophora; Spirotrichea; Euplotida; Euplotidae.